This is a messenger RNA of Xylaria bambusicola, 752 nucleotides long. RefSeq lists its product as uncharacterized. NCBI's taxonomy places the organism in Eukaryota, Fungi, Ascomycota, Sordariomycetes, Xylariales, Xylariaceae. The transcript is spliced from 2 exons. Bases 172 to 657 code for a protein of 161 amino acids. The record is from RefSeq and is a predicted model, not a curated record.
AUCCAACUGCCUACCUACCUACAGCGAGAUACUUACCUAGGUACCUACCUAUGUAGUACCUACUACUCUAAGUACCUACAGUAUGUACCUUGCUUAGGCAUACCGGUAGGUGGUAUUAGCAGGUACCGUACUGUACGGUACGCUAAGUACUCCACCACCGAGCGGUAAGUAAUGGUACCUGGCCCGCUACUUACAGUGCGGUUCCUACACUACCCGUUCCGUAGUGUACCCUAUCGUCCGCCGACCAUCCAUCCUUCCCAUAAUCCAUCUCUAUCUCUAUCUCCAUCUCCAUCUCCAUCGUCUUGUCUUCCUCCUACACCCCCAGUUGCAGUUCUCCUCAUCUUGUCGUUGUUGCUGUUGUCGCGCGCCAAUUCUCUUGCGUCAAUCGGCUUCAACAUCUCUCCUAGCAUCAACUGCUUCUCCCCAGUCGCCCUAAAUCUACCCCUACUUACGUGUAGGUCCUCCGUUGCCAUUCGUUGUGUUACGCUUCCUUUGCCUCGCUUCAGCAAAUAUCCCGCCUGUGCCUCUUGGAUCGCGCCUUUGAGAUCAACAACUACGCAGCCUACAGCAAUAGGCUAUCCUGAUGAGUUCCUCUUAGGGACAGGUCGAUGCACCGUCGAAUGUGAUCCUCUCGACGACUGCUCCUUGACUGUCUAACCCGCGGCCUACCCAGAUGCCGAGAAGUCCAUAAUUCUCGACUUCCUUUGCCCUCCCUCCCAAUCUAACUCCGCGCGCUUCGAAUAUUGCUAGCC